Larimichthys crocea (large yellow croaker) is the source of this 586-nucleotide messenger RNA. It is a transcript of the gene cmtm8b, whose product is annotated as CKLF-like MARVEL transmembrane domain containing 8b. Gene Ontology annotation, cellular component: membrane. The record is from RefSeq and is a predicted model, not a curated record. Gene Ontology annotation, biological process: myelination. Lineage: Eukaryota; Metazoa; Chordata; Actinopteri; Sciaenidae. Bases 52 to 561 code for a protein of 169 amino acids. Gene Ontology annotation, molecular function: structural constituent of myelin sheath. The transcript is spliced from 4 exons.
CAACAGCGACAAACUGUCUCAAAGCACACGGACUGUCUGCGUCAGUGCACCAUGGAGAGAAACGCUGUACCGGCCCGCAGGAGUCCCUCAGUACCAGAAUGCAACAUCUCCACCUCCACGAUGGCCUUCGACCAGCACUUCACCACAACUGCCAAAGGGAUACUCCUCCUGGCUGAGAUAGUGUGUGGCAUGUUGGUGUGGAUUCUUUUAGGGGGUACAGAGUAUUUUCAUCUGUCUGCUCUCUGCUGGGCAAUGUUUGUUGCCGUCUUGUACUGGGUUCUGACCGUUUGCCUGUUUAUAAUUUACCUCACUGGAGUCCACAACAGGAUACCACAGGUCCCCUGGACAUUACUGUCGCUGUGUUUGAACUGUAGUGCUACAGCUCUGUAUCUGGUGGCAGCAGUAGUAGCUGCUCUCUCAGUCGACCAGGCCAUCGUGGGGAGACACAACUACAACUGCUGGGCAGCAUCCGCCUUCUUUGCAUUUCUCACCACACUGUGCUACGCAGGAAGCAGUUACGUGAGCUACCGUGCCUGGAAAAACACAGAAGAUGGACAAUAGAAUAGACAAAUGGUCUGAACUUGUC